UAGCUGUCGCUUCCGGCUUCUGUGUGCCUUCCCCACGAUUUCUUUCUGGCUUCUGUCCAGGCUUCCGCUGCUUUCGCUGGGCGCUGCGGGUGGCCGGGGCCCUAAUGCUACCGAAACGACGGCGAGCGCGGGUCGCGUCCCCCAGCGCCGCCCCCUCCUCCGCGGCGCGCUUCCCGGGGGUCACUAUCUACCUGGCCGAACCACACAUGGGCCGCAGUCGCCAGGCUUUUCUCACACGCCUGGCUGUCUCCAAGGGUUUCCACGUCCUUAAUGCCUACAGCCCGGAGGUGACACAUGUGGUGAUGGAGGGGACCUCAGCGGAGGAGGCUGUCUGCUGGCAGGAGCGCAAGACGUCGGCUCUUCCCCCAGGUUGUACCCGCCCAGCGCUUUUAGACAUAAGUUGGUUCACAGAGAGCAUGGAAGCUGGGCAGCCUGUCCCUGUGGAAUGCCGGCACCGCCUGGAGGUGGCUGUGCCCAAAAAGGAGAUGCCAAGCCCAGCAUGGAUGCUGCCCUAUGCCUGCCAGCGUCCCACACCCCUCGUGCACCACAAUGCCAGCCUCUCGGAGGCUCUGGAGACGCUGGCAGAGGCCGCUGGCUUUGAUGGCUGUGAAGGCCGCCAGAUCGCCUUCUACAGAGCGGCCUCGGUGCUCAAGGCCCUCCCCAGCCCGGUCACAGCCCUGAGCCAGCUGCAGGGCCUGCCCCACUUCGGAGAACACUCCUGCAGGGUUGUCCAGGAGCUGCUGGAACACGGAGUGUGUGAGGAGGUGGAGAGAGUCCGGCUCUCAGAGAGGUACCAGACCAUGAAGCUCUUCACUCAGAUCUUUGGGGUCGGGGUAAGGACUGCUGACCAGUGGUACCGAAAAGGGCUCCGGACGCUGGACGACCUCCGAGAGGAGUCCCAGAGACUGACCCAGCAGCAGAAAGCAGGACUCCAGCACCACCAGGACCUGAGUGCCCCGAUCCGGCGGUCAGAUGUUGAGGCCCUGCAGCAAGUGGUGGAGGCAGCCGUGAGGCAGGCCCUUCCUGGGGCCACUGUCACACUGGCUGGAGGCUUCCGGAGGGGGAAGUUGCAGGGCCACGACGUGGACUUCCUCAUCACCCACCCCCAGGAGGGCCAGGAGGCAGGGCUGCUGCCCAGAGUGAUGUGCUACCUGAAGAAGCAGGGCCUUGUCCUGUACCACCAGCACCAGCACAGCUACCAGGGAGACCUGACCCAGCAGAGCCACACCAUGGAUGCCUUUGAGAGGAGUUUCUGCAUUUUACGCCUGCCACAACCCCCAGGGGCUGCUGUGGGUGGUGCCCAGAAGCCCUGCUUCACCUGGAAGGCGGUGCGGGUGGACCUGGUGGUUGCCCCUGUCAGCCAGUUCCCCUUUGCCCUGCUUGGCUGGACUGGCUCCAAGCAUUUUGAGCGGGAGCUACGCCGCUUCAGCAGGAAGGAGAGGGGCCUCUGCCUGAACAGCCAUGGUCUGUUUGAUCCGGAGCAGAAGACGGUUUUCCACGUGGCCUCAGAGGAAGACAUCUUCAGACUCCUGGACCUUGAGUACCUUCCCCCAGAGCAGAGAAAUGCCUGAUCCUAUCAACCCCACCUCUACUCUGGAAAUGGAGGGGGUCAUUUGAGCCAGACUCUAUUGAUGUUUUUGGCCCCUAACUAUUUCCAGUCAGAAGAUGUGCUGCUGCCCCAAGUCCUUACCCCUUCCAUGUGGGAGCCCUGUCUGUGAACCACCACUC
Messenger RNA from Dama dama (fallow deer), 1728 nucleotides. It is a transcript of the gene POLM, whose product is annotated as DNA polymerase mu. Gene Ontology annotation, molecular function: DNA-directed DNA polymerase activity; DNA binding. Gene Ontology annotation, cellular component: nucleus. The record is from RefSeq and is a predicted model, not a curated record. Bases 105 to 1571 code for a protein of 488 amino acids. Lineage: Eukaryota; Metazoa; Chordata; Mammalia; Artiodactyla; Cervidae. Gene Ontology annotation, biological process: double-strand break repair via nonhomologous end joining. The transcript is spliced from 11 exons.